This is a messenger RNA of Mus caroli (Ryukyu mouse), 1768 nucleotides long. RefSeq names its product arsenite methyltransferase (gene As3mt). Gene Ontology annotation, biological process: arsonoacetate metabolic process; toxin metabolic process. The record is from RefSeq and is a predicted model, not a curated record. Gene Ontology annotation, cellular component: cytosol. Lineage: Eukaryota; Metazoa; Chordata; Mammalia; Rodentia; Muridae. Gene Ontology annotation, molecular function: arsenite methyltransferase activity.
AACUCCAGGGGUGUGUAUAGCUAGCAGGCUUCCGGAGGGUCUUGCAGGGCUGUGGGGUUGAAGGUCGGCCAGGGGGCGUGGCCUCGGCGAUCUCUUCGGAAGCCGGGCUGAGGGGAAUCCUGGACGUGGAGAUCUGGAGAUCGUGAGUCAUGGCUGCUUCCCGACACGCUGACGAGAUCCACAAGGCCGUUCAGAACUAUUAUGGGAAUGUACUGAAGACAUCUGCAGACCUCCAGACUAAUGCUUGUGUCACGCGAGCCAAGCCGGUCCCCAACUACAUCCGGGAAAGUCUGCAGAAUGUACAUGAAGACGUUAGUUCGAGGUAUUAUGGCUGUGGUCUGACUGUUCCUGAGCGGCUGGAAAACUGCCGAAUUUUGGAUCUGGGUAGUGGGAGUGGCAGGGAUUGCUAUGUGCUUAGCCAGCUGGUUGGUGAGAAGGGACAUGUCACCGGCAUAGACAUGACUGAGGUCCAGGUCGAAGUGGCUAAAACCUAUCUUGGACACCACAUGGAAAAAUUCGGUUUCCAGGCACCCAAUGUGACUUUUCUCCACGGCCGCAUCGAGAAGUUGGCAGAGGCUGGGAUCCAGAGUGAGAGCUAUGAUAUUGUCAUAUCCAACUGUGUUAUCAACCUUGUUCCUGAUAAACAACAAGUCCUCCAGGAGGUCUAUCGAGUGCUGAAGCACGGCGGGGAGCUCUAUUUCAGUGACGUCUAUGCUAGCCUUGAAGUGCCAGAAGACAUCAAGUCGCACAAAGUUUUAUGGGGGGAAUGCCUGGGAGGCGCUCUGUACUGGAAGGAUCUUGCCAUCAUUGCCCAAAAGAUUGGGUUCUGCCCUCCACGUUUGGUCACUGCCGAUAUCGUUACGGUUGAAAACAAGGAGCUCGAAAGGGUUCUUGGUGACUGUCGCUUUGUGUCUGCCACAUUUCGUCUCUUCAAACUCCCUAAGACAGAGCCAGCCGAAAGAUGCCGAGUUGUUUACAAUGGAGGAAUCAUGGGACACGAAAAGGAACUAAUCUUCGAUGCAAAUUUUACAUUCAAGGAAGGUGAAGCUGUUGCAGUGGAUGAGGAGACGGCAGCUGUCCUGAAGAACUCGCGCUUUGCUCCGGAUUUUCUCUUCACACCUGUUGAAGCCUCGCUGCCAGCUCCCCAGGGCCGUUCUGAGUCCCAGACAAAGGUUCUAAUCAGAGAUCCAUUCAAGCUUGCAGAGGACUCUGACAAGAUGAAGCCCAGACAUGCACGUGAAGGUGCGGGAGGCUGCUGUGGCAAGAGGAAAAACUGCUAGAUCUACGGCCAACUCGGAGCCCACCAGGCUCGAGAGGGUGGCUAAAGGACAGUCACAGAGGCCUCUUAGCCUGCUCUUCGCCACUGCACAGACUAUGUGAAGGUGGCAAAGCCACCACAAGCUAGACCACUGCUAAGAAUAAGAGUGACUUUUAGAGGAUGUUAAUUGAAGGGUCACAGCAAAUCGCCUGCUUUUCUAUUUUUCUAUUUCAGAGUUCUUGUGCCACCUAGUGGUCAGAAGUAGAACAACUUUGUGAGAAUUAUCUUCCUUCUGGCCUACCACAGGACACCUCUGGGUUCUUCUCUGUGCUUACCAGGAAGCACAGUACUUACUAAAUUUAUGCUAGCCAUGACAAAAGAUUGUCAACUCAAAUUUGCUAGGAGUGUUCUUUAGGUUGCUGUCUGCAAUUUUUCCCCUGUAACUGAAUGAAAAAGAAAACAAAUAAAAAAUAAAUUUGACUUCAGUUCACCUUGAUAUUGAUACCACAA